Molecule: messenger RNA, 591 nt
Organism: Pseudozyma flocculosa PF-1
Lineage: Eukaryota; Fungi; Basidiomycota; Ustilaginomycetes; Ustilaginales; Ustilaginaceae
Exons: 3
Coding region: 1-591 (196 amino acids)
Source: RefSeq, a predicted model, not a curated record
AUGCAGCUCUCCAGCCUCCUCCUUUCCGCCUCGCUCCUUGCGACUUCGGCUUUCGGUGGACCGGUGGGCCAGGACUCGACGUCCGAGGCCGAACUCAUGGUCCGCGGGCAGAGGCGCAACGUCGACUGGCCUAACAUGCUCCUCGACCGUUCCCUCGACGAGCGCGAGUCAGAGGACCUCGUCAAGCGCAUCGUCUGGAACCCCAAGAUCACUGCUCCUGCCGGUGGAGAGAACUGGACGGCUGGGUCCGAGCAGCUCGUUAGCUGGUCGACGGCGGACAAGCCAGAGGAGCUCAAGGACCCCAAGGGCCGUAUCAUGCUGGGCUACGAGCCCGCCGACGGCGCCGGAGGCCUCAACCUGAAGUGGACGCUGGCCGACGGCUUCGCACUCAACGACGGCAACAAGAGCGUCACGCUGCCCUCGGACCUCGAGGCUCGACAGGACUACAUCGUCGUCGUCUUUGGCGAUAGCGGCAACACGUCGCCCAAGUUUUCCAGCGGUCCGGCUCCUCCUACCUCGGGCUCGGCGGCACCGGCACCCGAGGGACGGAGCUUCUUCGCCGCCGACCUCAUCGGCAUCGACGUCGUCUGA